UCUAUUCCAGUGCCCACUCGCAGCCACUCGCUCACCACGAGCAAAACAGUGUCGAAACUCCCCAGAACUUGGUUUGAUGUACUGUUGUGUAGCUAAUCACUCUUCUCAAUCUGUCUCACAUGUCGACACUCGAAUUGAAGGAUAUCGCUGCAUUGCGUCUUUUCCAGUUUGACCGUGUUCUGAACAAUGAUCCCGCCACGCACACCAUCACCAUCUUGGGCACUUUCUCAAAGGCAGACAACGCUUCCACGACUGAUGCACCAUCGCCGGCGAUCGUUCGCAUCGAGACGUUGGCCUUAACUGCAGACACCGCCCAAAACAUACUCUCCAAAUCUUUGAAGGAUAUCAAGCUGCUCGGGAGCAACGACAUCUAUACAUGGUUACUUGCUUGGCUGACACCAUCCGACGAAAGACCCGAUCUCAAGAUUUACAUCAUUCAUCCUGCGACCGAAGUCCAUAUUCGCAAGUAUUCAGCGCAGAAGUUCUUCAUCAUGCAUGAGACUCCGGCGAUGUACGAGCAGAUCGUGAAGCCGUACAUUGACUCCUUCCCCAAGGCCCGCACGCAAUGGGUUGUCGACAUCCUCGAAGGACGCUUCGAAACUGAGCAAAUUCUCCAUCGCGAGGACGUCGCCGAGUACGGCUACGUCAUGCUCCCCGACAUGAAGUGGGACCGCACGACGCUCUCCUCACUCUACCUCGUCGCCAUCAGCACGUCGCCCACGAUCCGCAGCCUGCGGGACCUGCACAAGUGCCAUAUCCCCAUGUUGCGUAGCAUCCGGAAGGAGGCUGCGCGGGUUGUGCAGGAGAAGUGGGGCCUCGAGCGUGGUUCAUUGAGGAUGUACGUGCACUACCAGCCGUCGUACUAUCAUUUUCACGUGCACAUUGUCAAUGUUGAAUUCCAAGGCCUGCUCGGGAUGAGUGUCGGACAGGCUCACCUUCUGGAUGAUGUAAUUUCUAUUCUCGAACUCGAUCCUGACGAUGGCCCCUCAAUGUUCGCGCGCAUGACUCUCACCUACACUCUCGGCGAGCAGCACGGCCUCUUUGACAAGAUGCGCGCCGCCCAGAGCGACUUUGUCUACUAGAUGCGGACAACGAUGCGCAUCGUCUAUUUGGAUGAUGCCAGGUCAGUAACGAUCUCAAAUUUGUGCAUCCAUCUUGUUCUCGUUGUACCAAAGUCGUU
Laetiporus sulphureus 93-53 is the source of this 1180-nucleotide messenger RNA. RefSeq names its product scavenger mRNA decapping enzyme. The record is from RefSeq and is a predicted model, not a curated record. The transcript is spliced from 7 exons. Gene Ontology annotation, molecular function: RNA 7-methylguanosine cap binding; hydrolase activity. Gene Ontology annotation, cellular component: nucleus; P-body. Gene Ontology annotation, biological process: deadenylation-dependent decapping of nuclear-transcribed mRNA. Lineage: Eukaryota; Fungi; Basidiomycota; Agaricomycetes; Polyporales; Laetiporaceae. Bases 120 to 1082 code for a protein of 320 amino acids.